AUGGAACCAAAGCAUUCUGCUGAAAUGUCCAGGCAUUUGGACAAGCAAAAUCAUGCCCUAAUGGAAACAUACCGAGCAAUGUCCCAUGAGUUGCAUAAACUACAGGUUGAAGAGGAAACAAUCAUGCGCAAGUUGUAUGAGCUGAUGUCUGCAGAAGGGCUUCUUCCAAAGCACAAGGAAAAAAGGCAGCCGGAGAGAGCAGGGGAAUCAAGCCAGGAAAGCGAAGAACAGGAACCAUAG
This is a messenger RNA of Triticum turgidum subsp. durum (durum wheat), 240 nucleotides long. The record is from the annotation of a GenBank genome assembly. Lineage: Eukaryota; Viridiplantae; Streptophyta; Magnoliopsida; Poales; Poaceae.